Desarmillaria tabescens is the source of this 3822-nucleotide messenger RNA. RefSeq lists its product as uncharacterized. The record is from RefSeq and is a predicted model, not a curated record. The coding region runs from base 65 to 3727 and encodes 1220 amino acids. Gene Ontology annotation, biological process: DNA-templated transcription. Gene Ontology annotation, molecular function: ribonucleoside binding; DNA binding. Gene Ontology annotation, cellular component: nucleus; RNA polymerase I complex. The transcript is spliced from 12 exons. Lineage: Eukaryota; Fungi; Basidiomycota; Agaricomycetes; Agaricales; Physalacriaceae.
UCUGCCGCACGUGGCUUUCGAUCACUCAAAAAAUUAUAGUCGAGGGCAGGAAUCCGACUACGAUAUGUCUGAUGGAGGACCGCGUAGAAAACCGACGUUCAACACCCUAGAACGCGAAAACCAAUUCAAGCAUCCCCCAGCUAAAGGAUCGACGUACAACAUUCUUAAUGAUUUCGUCACUCCUCACAUAGAAUCUUUCAACGCUUUGUUCGACGACUCUGGUCUGCCUAAUGGUGACGGUGACGGCAAAGGUCUGAUAUCAUUGGGUCUCAAAGACAUUGGGGAACGUGUUGUAUUCGAUGGGACAGGUACUGUCGACCCGGAAAGUGGAAAAGUGGGAUGGGGUAAUAGAAUGCGAAUUUGGAUCGAAAGUGUCUCGAUAUCCAGACCGCUCGUACCGGACCGGGCAAGCGGGGCCACAAACAAGCAGAUUUAUCCCUCAGAAGCCAGGGAACGGUUAACAUCAUAUCGUGGUCGCAUGACAAUCAAGCUUUGUUGGACCGAUAUACACGGACAAAAACAUGAACUCCCGAAAGAGUGUGGGUUAGUACCUAUCAUGGUUCGCUCUGUUCGCUGUAAUCUGCGCUCUAUGUCCUCAGCCGAACUGGUCAAGCAUCACGAAGAGCCAGAGGAAUUUGGCGGUUACUUCGUAAUCAACGGAAACGAACGUCUCAUUCGGUAUCUCAUUCUACCACGGCGAAACCAUGUUAUAUCUCUGCUUCGACCAUCAUUUAGCAACCGCGGGCUAUCGUACACCGAGUAUGCCGUACAAAUCCGUUGUGUCCGUCCCGACCAGACGAGCGUAACGAACACGCUACAUUAUCUCUCCAAUGGUAGUGCUAUGCUCAGAUUCAGCUGGCGGAAACAAGAAUAUGUUAUUCCCAUCAUGCUCGUUCUCAAGGCGCUUGUUGGCGCGUCAGACAAAGAAAUCUUUGACGGUGUCAUGAUGCAAGACCACGAGGACACAUUUCUGGCUGGUCGCGUAGAGUUGCUUCUUCGAAGUUUCAAGACAUACACCAUGCGUACGGGAGAACAGUGUCUUGACUAUCUCGGGGACAGGUUUAGGGUGGUUCUUGGGUUACCUGACGACGUGACGAACGGCGCUGCGGGUGCUUGGCUCAUCCAGAAAAUGGUACUUGUGCACCUGGAAAACCCAAGGGAUAAGUUCAGAAUGCUUCUUUUCAUGUUACGCAAACUAUACGCGUUAGUUUCAUCGUCAUGCUGCGCGGAUAACCCCGAUUCACCUCAACAUCAAGAAGUUCUCCUUCCCGGCACUCUAUAUGGGAUGAUCAUUAAAGAGCGCCUUGAUGAAAUUUUGAACAACAUCCGUAACACAAUCAACAUAGACGUCAGAAAUGGAGUGGCUGUCGACUUCAACGAUAAACGAUACUUUGGGAAAGUUUUAUCCCGCGUCAAUUUCGACAUUGGCUCACGUCUGGCUAACUUCCUUGCUACGGGUAAUCUGGUGUCACCCACUGGUCUUGACCUCCAGCAAGCGUCUGGUUUCACUAUUGUCGCUGAGAAGCUCAACUGGCAGCGCUACAUUAGUCACUUCAGAUGUAUUCACCGUGGUGCAUUCUUCGCCGAGCUCAAGACGACCACCGUACGGAAACUCCUUCCCGAGGCAUGGGGAUUUCUGUGUCCUGUCCACACACCGGAUGGUUCCCCUUGUGGCUUGUUGAACCAUCUUUCCCGAACAUGCCGUAUCGUCACCGCCCCACUUGCCGUUAACCAUAUACCCGCCCUUCUCGCCGCUCACGGCAUGACUCUCGCAUUCACGACCUCAAUAAACGGCCGUAACAACAUCUGCGUACAACUCGAUGGCCGGAUAAUCGGUUGGGCGCGGCCUCGUGUGGCAGAGCAACUUGCCAAAAACCUUCGGAUAUGGAAAACCGAGCAUCAGAACAACAUCCCGAUGGACCUCGAAAUCGGUCUUGUGCUCGAAUCGAAUGGAGGCCAGUAUCCAGGGCUAUUCUUGUUCUCGUCAAGAUCCCGUAUGAUGCGACCGGUCAAAUACCUUGCGAAUGGGCGUGAUGACCAAGUUGGAUCCUUUGAGCAGGUGUAUAUGAACAUUGCUUGCACACCGGAGGAAAUUGAGGCCGAUGUCUCAACACAUGUCGAACACAACCCGACAAAUUUCUUGUCAAUAUUGGCUAACCUUACACCUUUUUCCGAUUUUAAUCAGAGUCCUCGAAACAUCUACCAGUGUCAGAUGGGUAAACAAACGAUGGGAACACCUUCUACGGCGCUUCAGCACCGGACAGAUAACAAGCUUUACCGCCUACAGAGCGGUCAAAGUCCUGUAGUUCGUCCUGCUUUGCAUAACACCUAUGCUAUGGAUGCUUUCCCGAACGGCACAAACGCUAUAGUUGCAGUCAUAUCAUAUACCGGCUACGACAUGGAAGACGCCAUGAUUCUCAACAAAUCUGCGCAUGAACGUGGUUUUGCUUACGGAACUGUCUACAAGUCGCAGAUCGUCGACUUGAAAGAUGUCCGGGGCGCAUCAAAGUCAGCCGAACCGACACUACACUUCGGUCUCGGUCGUGAUAUUCGAAUGUAUGGCGACGAUGCGCACAGCUGCACUUCCUUCCUUAAUUCGGAUGGUCUUCCGUUCAUUGGCUGCAAGCUGUCUCCAGGUGAUCCAAUCGCAGCGUAUGUCGACGACGUGACAAACCGCACAAAGUUUGUCAAAUACAAAGGUGAUGAAAUAGCCUACGUUGACAAAAUCCGCAUCUUAGGUAACGACACGGGCGAUUCUGAGGCACAAAAAGUCCAUAUGACUCUGCGCAUAACUCGUGCUCCCGUCAUCGGAGAUAAAUUUUCCUCACGGCAUGGUCAGAAAGGUGUAUGUUCGCAAAAAUGGCCCGCUAUUGAUAUGCCAUUCAGUGAGAGUGGUAUGCAGCCCGAUGUGAUCAUCAAUCCACAUGCCUUCCCCAGUCGAAUGACGAUUGGAAUGUUAGUUGAGAGUAUGGCUGGUAAGGCCGGAGCGAUGCACGGAUUGGCACAAGAUGCAACACCGUUCAGAUUCUCGGAAGAGGACACCGCCAUCGACUACUUCGGUGAACAACUGCUUGCAGCCGGAUACAACUACUAUGGAAAUGAGCCCAUGUACUCCGGAAUAACUGGUGAAGAAUUCGCCGCGGACAUAUACAUUGGAGUCGUGUACUAUCAAAGGUUGCGACACAUGGUUCUCGAUAAAUUCCAAGUCCGUACUACCGGUCCUGUCGAUCCUCUGACUCGACAGCCUGUGAAGGGACGGAAACGUGCUGGUGGUAUACGUUUUGGAGAGAUGGAACGAGACGCCCUCAUCGCCCACGGCACAUCAUUCUUAUUGCAAGACAGACUGAUGAACUGCUCAGAUUACUCAACAGCGUGGGUGUGUCGAACUUGUGGCAGCCUCAUAUCGUUGGGAUAUGAUGAUAUCAGUCUUGGUGAAGUUUCAAUUACGUCAGGGUCGCUAAAACCUACAGGACCUGGCGGGGAAUAUUGUAGAGUCUGUCGUGCGGCCGCAGAAAAGGAGGAGGAACGGGACCGUCAGGCGCUUGCCACAGGCCGCAAGCCCCAAAAGCCGCAGACUGACGUUAGAGUAUCCAUACCGUCACAAAACGUGCUCAAUCGGGCCAUGAAGGGUGGGGAUUUAGACGUUGUGGCGGUUCCAUACGUGUUUAGGUAUCUAUGUGCUGAGCUUGCCUCCAUGGGUAUUGCAGUGGCACUUGACGUUGCAUAAAAUUACAUUCGAUAUUAUGUUAAUCAUGACCCACAUGUUUUCUUGCAUCAUGAUCUCUUGUUCCUUAUACAUACACUUUGGAUUCCACAUUAUAU